UUACUGCUGUCUACUCUAGUGUCAACCUGUCAUCUGUCAAACUAAUCCUUAGUGUUGGUGUUUAUGGUUGAAAGUUUAGGUUAGUGGUACGUUUGAUCUAGUAAUAUUUUGAAAUUAUACUAUUUAAAAAUCCUUAAUUUAAAUGGCUGAAAAAGAAGAGGAAGCAAAAGGAAAGAUUCAUUUAAAUCCCUUUGAUUUAGAUGGCCAACAAUUUCAUCCUGAUAUGUAUAUGCAAAAACUGCUAAAGGAAUGUUCACUUCAACAAAUUAUGGAUCACGAGACAGAAAUUGUGAGAGACACUCUGACCCUCCAUUCUGAUAUGCAGACCCUUGUGUAUGAGAACUAUAACAAGUUCAUAUCUGCCACAGAUACUGUGAGAAAGAUGAAAAGUGACUUCAAGAAAAUGGAGGAUGAAAUGGAUUUAUUAGCAAAGAACAUGGAUUCCAUUACUUCAUUUUCUGAAUUGAUAUCAUCAACUUUACAGGAUUCUCGGCAGCAAAUAGCACGACUGUCUGGUAUCCACUCUCUCCUGAAGAGACUACAGUUCCUAUUCAAACUGCCGACCAAGCUGAAGGCACUGAUGGAGGAAGCUAACUACGCGCAGGCAGUCCAGGACUAUCUGCACACACAGAGGGUUCUGGAACAGUACGGGAACCUGGAGUCGUUCCAAGGAAUCCAACAGGAGUGUGAAGAUAUCUUAGCCCAGCUGAAGGAACGACUGAGGGCACAAUUCAAGAGCAAAGAUGCCACGGCCAAGGAGUUGGCGGAGAGUGUGGACUUGCUGCUACAGUUGGACGAGCCGGCCGAGGCUCUCUGUACGGAGUUCCUAACUCACGCAGAGAUCAGGCUGAGAGACCAGCUGGCGUUGAUGCGAGACACUGCGUGCCAGGACCUGAUAGAGUUUGUGGACCUUGGCAGCAAUGGUUUCCUGAGUGAUCUCUGCUUCGUGGUUACCUCCUACAAUGAUAUGUUUAUCAACAGGCCGGCUUGUUGUGAUACCCAGGCGGCCGGGAAGCUGAGCAACUUUGUGUUUGACAACAUGCACCAGUACUUCGAUCUCGUCCAGAGCCGAAUCGAGUCACAACAGGACGGAGGGGAUUCUGGCAUUCUGGUCCGGGCAUUGGACCGGUUCUACAGGCGGUUGUCUGCGGUCAAUUCUCUCUUCCCUGAUGAUGACUUUGUCAACUCAGGGAUGGAGAUAGUGAUGCGCUCGGCGAGGCGGCAGUGUCGCGCUCACCUCCAUGCACUCAAAGCCCAGCUGACUGACAGUCUGUCACACGUGAGGCAGGCACUGGCCGCACCGCGACUGUUGACACACACCAUGCCAGGGGACACCCCGGUCAACUCCUCCCUCUCCACCGAGCUUGUCACCCAGCUGGUGUUGGCCAACGUAGAAAAAGUCAAGGGUGUUCUCCAGGAUUUGCUUGUUUUCACUCAGCCAGACCUGGUGUUCGCUGCCAAGCCCAAGUUCCUGGAAGCGUUCUGUGUGGACUCGGUGCGCGAGGGGCUGGUCGUCGGGUUUAUCCACCACCUGACCGCCACGGCUCGGUCGUUCUGCUCACACACCGUGCCCUCCCUCCCCCUGUUGCUGGUUCUGUCCAAGACCUGUCUGGAGUUUGAGGCCACCAACAUACAAUAUCUCUUGGGAGUGACGGACGAAUGGUUCAGCACAGACACUCAGCUGGGAGCGUUGCUGACCACGGAACAGGAGAUGUGCGCCGGCAUGAGGCUGGCGGCGCAGGAGCUGCUCAAUCAUUACGUCAGGAUGCAAGGAUUGGCCAUAUCUCAGAUGCUGCGCAAGUCUGUCGAGACGAGAGACUGGCUACACAGCCUGGAGCCGCGCACCGUCAGGGCUGUCAUGAAGAGAGUCAUGGAAGAGAUGGCUACAGUUGACUCACAGGUGGGGCUGCUGUUUGAGGAGGGCUCCCAGACAGAGCACAGUUCGGACUCCAGCCACAAGACACAGUCGAGGCUACACCGCAGCACUGCCAGCAACUGGUCCAGCCACUCUCUCGCUGCCAGCCACAUACACAAACUGUUCUCAGAACGGAUAGAGAUCUUUGCUCCUGUCCAAUUUAGCAAAGUCUCCAUACUGACCGGUGUCAUCAAAAUUAGUCUCAAGACAUUGCUGGAGUGUAUAAGACUGAGGACAUUCUCCAGGUACGGUCUGCAGCAGAUACAAGUAGACUCCCACUACCUGCAGCUGUACCUCUGGAGAUACGUGGCUGACGAGAACCUCGUACAGUGCCUGUUGGACGAGAUACUGAGCAGUGCUGUACACCGCUGCCUCGACCCUGUACUGAUGGAGCCAAGUGUCGUCGAUAUCAUCUGUGAACGUGGCUGAACAGUCACCACUUCUGUACACUGAAUUGUUACGUUGUAAGCACGGUUACGUUUGUACAUUAUAUUUACUAAUUUAAGACUUGUAAAAAAAUAUCCAGUGAUCUUUA
Homalodisca vitripennis (glassy-winged sharpshooter) is the source of this 2450-nucleotide messenger RNA. It is a transcript of the gene Vps51, whose product is annotated as vacuolar protein sorting-associated protein 51 homolog. Gene Ontology annotation, biological process: lysosomal transport; retrograde transport, endosome to Golgi; endocytic recycling. The coding region runs from base 143 to 2344 and encodes 733 amino acids. The record is from RefSeq and is a predicted model, not a curated record. Gene Ontology annotation, cellular component: EARP complex; membrane; GARP complex. Lineage: Eukaryota; Metazoa; Arthropoda; Insecta; Hemiptera; Cicadellidae. The transcript is spliced from 15 exons.